GAAUGGGGACGGGAAAUAGGUUCUGUGUGCUCUCCGCGGGUAUUGUGUCAGGAGAUGCGGGCUGGCUACCAUGUGACGCGGUCCAGAGCUGAAGGGAUUGGCCGAGGCAGCGCAGGCGGUGCAGCUCGUCGGCUGGCUGUUCCUCUCCCUUUCUCUCGCAGCAUCUUCCCGGGAGCCUUAGGUGAAGCAGCACCAGCUGCAUCCAUGGCCUAUCUUUGGGGUUAACACUUGUCUUUGGCUUCAGCAGCCACGGGUACAGCCGAUCGCCUGGCAGCAGCGGCAGCGGUGUCGGGAGGAUUUCGCUGGGACCUGGAAUCGUAUCCUCCAGUAUUUUUUCAGACUCCUUGGAAAUUAAGGAAUGCAAUUCUGCCACCAUGAUGGAAGGAUUGAAAAAACGUACAAGGAAGGCCUUUGGGAUACGGAAGAAAGAAAAGGACACUGAUUCUACAGGUUCACCCGAUAGAGAUGGAAUUCAGGGGAAAAAAAAGACCCAGAAGACUCAGCUUCUCCUCACCUCUUGCUUCUGGCUCAGAGCCCUCUCGUUAACUCUCUCGCAGCAGCCCAGCCCACAUGAACCACCCUACAAUAACAAAGCAGAGUGUGCGCGUGAAGGAGGAAAAAAAGUUUCGAAGAAAAGCAAUGGGGCACCAAAUGGAUUUUAUGCAGAAAUUGAUUGGGAAAGAUACAACUCGCCCGAGCUGGAUGAAGAAGGCUACAGCAUCAGACCUGAGGAACCCGGCUCUACCAAAGGAAAGCACUUUUAUUCUUCAAGUGAAUCAGAAGAGGAAGAAGAAUCACACAAGAAAUUUAAUAUCAAGAUUAAGCCACUGCAAUCUAAAGACAUUCUUAAGAACGCUGCAACUGUAGAUGAACUGAAGGCAUCGAUAGGCAACAUUGCACUUUCCCCAUCACCAGUGGGUGCAAUUAAAAGGAACUUAUCCAGUGAAGAAGUGGCCAGACCCAGGCGUUCCACACCGACACCAGAACUCAUGAGCAAAAAACCUCCAGAUGACACUAUGGCCUUAGCUCCCCUCUUUGGCCCACCAUUAGAAUCAGCUUUUGAUGAACAGAAGACAGAAGUUCCUUUAGAUCAGCCUGAGAUAUGGGGUUCAGGCCAACCAGUUAAUCCAAGCAUGGAGUCGCCAAAGUUAACAAGGCCUUUUCCCACUGGAACACCUCCUCCACUGCCUCCAAAAAAUGUACCAGCCACCCCAGCCCGCACAGGCUCCCCCCUCACAGUUGGACCAGGAAAUGACCAGUCAGCCACAGAGGUCAAAAUUGAAAAACUACCAUCAAUCAAUGACCUGGACAGCAUUUUUGGCCCAGUGUUGUCCCCCAAGUCUGUUGCUGUUAAUGCUGAAGAAAAGUGGGUCCAUUUUUCUGAUACGUCCCCGGAACGUGUUACUCCAGAGUUGACUCCAAGGGAAAAGGUGGUAUCCCCACCAGCUGCAUCAGACAACCCAGAUGACUCCCCAGUUCUGGGAUCCCCAAGUCCUCCAGGCCCCCCAGGCCCCCCAGGCCCUCCAGGGCCCCCUGGUCCUCCUCGAAAUGUACCAUCGCCGCUCAAUUUAGAAGAAGUCCAGAAGAAAGUCGCUGAGCAGAGCUUCAUUAAAGAUGAUUACUUAGAAACAAUCUCAUCUCCUAAAGAUUUUGGGUUGGGACAGAGAGCAACUCCGCCUCCCCCACCACCACCCACCUACAGAACUGUGGUUUCGUCCCCCGGACCUGGCUCGGGCAGUGGUACAGGGACCACCAGUGGUGCAUCGUCCCCUGCUCGGCCAGCCACUCCCUUGGUCCCUUGCAGCAGCACCACCCCACCACCACCUCCUCCCCGGCCUCCAUCUCGGCCAAAGCUACCUCCAGGAAAACCUGGAGUCGGAGAUGUGCCCAGACCUUUUAGCCCUCCCAUCCAUUCCUCCAGCCCUCCUCCAAUAGCACCCCUAGCACGGGCUGAAAGCACUUCUUCAAUAUCGUCCACGAAUUCCCUGAGUGCAGCCACCACUCCCACAGUUGUGUCAGAAGAUGAUGUUUUUUAUGACAAACUGCCCUCAUUUGAAAGGCGCUGUGAAACCCCGGCAGAGAAUGAACAGCCUUCCCUCGUUUGGUUUGACAGAGGAAAGUUUUAUUUGACUUUUGAAGGUUCCUCCAGGGGACCCAGCCCUCUAACCAUGGGGGCCCAGGACACCCUCCCCGUUGCAGCAGCAUUUACAGAAACGGUCAACGCCUACUUCAAAGGAGCAGAUCCCAGCAAAUGUAUUGUGAAGAUUACUGGAGAAAUGGUGUUGUCCUUCCCUGCCGGCAUCACCAGACACUUUGCCAACAACCCAUCGCCAGCUGCCCUGACUUUCCGGGUGAUAAAUUUCAGCAGGUUAGAACACGUCCUGCCAAAUCCCCAACUUCUCUGCUGCGAUAAUACCCAAAGUGAUGCCAAUAGCAAGGAAUUCUGGGUAAACAUGCCAAAUUUGAUGACUCACCUAAAGAAAGUGUCUGAACAAAAACCCCAGGCUACGUAUUAUAAUGUGGACAUGCUUAAAUAUCAGGUGUCCGCCCAGGGCAUUCAGUCCACACCUCUGAACCUGGCAGUGAACUGGCGGUGUGAGCCCACCAGCACCGACCUGCGCAUAGAUUACAAAUACAAUACGGAUGCAAUGACAACCGCGGUGGCCCUCAACAAUGUGCAGUUCCUGGUCCCCAUCGACGGGGGAGUAACCAAGCUCCAGGCCGUGCUCCCCCCGGCAGUCUGGAAUGCUGAACAACAAAGAAUAUUGUGGAAAAUUCCCGAUAUUUCUCAGAAGUCAGAAAAUGGAGGUGUGGGUUCUUUAUUGGCAAGAUUUCAGUUAUCUGAAGGCCCAAGCAAGCCUUCCCCAUUGGUUGUGCAGUUUACGAGUGAAGGAAGCACCCUUUCUGGCUGUGACAUUGAACUUGUUGGAGCAGGCUAUCGAUUUUCACUCAUCAAAAAAAGGUUUGCUGCAGGAAAAUACUUGGCAGACAACUAAUAAAAUCUUGUGCAAGGAUUCAGAAGAUUCACAUAAUGGAGAACUGCUGUAUGAGAAACAGGUUUCAGUUUGGGUUUGAUGAAAACAAAUCAAAAUCUGCACUUGGGAUAAACCUGCUGGAAAUGCCCAUGACUUUUCCGCAAUGAUUUCCCUCACACAGUACCAUGAUGACCAGUCCUACAGUAUUUACUUCUAGGUGUAAUAUUGUUAUGGUUUUAAAAUGUAAUUAUUGUAUUUGUAAAUUGUACUCAUUCCAGUAAAGCAGUUAGACACUUGAGUUUUAGCAUUUUACCACUCCUGAAAUGGAUGUAAUUUAAACUGUGGUAUGUAAAUUUAAUAGUAGUACUGUUGAAUGGCACAGCACUUACAGAGGUAGGUUGAAUUUUGUCAAUAUAUAAAAUUUAAAUAUAAUAUUGAUAGCUAUCACAAAGGGGGUGCCACAUACAAAGGAAAUUAAGUGGAACCAGAAAAAAAACUUUUUUUUUCAGUUCUUAGUAUGUUUUAUUCUAGUGCUAAAUAAAAAAUUCUAUCUUCAAAUGUUUAGUGGGUUAAAUUCAGAAACUAUUUCAGAAAAACAUUCUAAGGUUACAGCAUAUUCAAAGAAAAGCAUUAAUUACCACUUUUUAAACAAGCUUUUUUUUCAAACUGCAAAUUUCAUAAAAAUGCAAACUGUGUAAACAGGGCCUCUUAUUUUUAUAACUUGUGUAUAAAGGGAAAGCAAUUCAUAUUUAAAGUUUAAGUAUAUGAAAUUAUAAUCAAGUAAAGAAGAUAUUGACGUCUUAACUACUUCCCCUCUCUCUACAGCUUAGCAAAUGUAGAGAUUGUUGAAUCAUCCAGUCAGACUAAAACAAAAAUUGUGAUUUUAAAACUUCAAGACUCCCCAUAGUUGAGCUGGUUCGCAGCUCUUGCACCGUUACCCUCAGCAGAGAGCUCCUCCCGCCGGGCGUGGAGACCGGUGCUGUGCAUCUCCCUCUUCACCCACAGCAGGCAAAAUGCUGAGACCAAAAGUCUCAGGAAAAAUGUUUGUCCCCUAUUUAAAUCCAGAAGGAGAAUUUUAAUCACACUCAUUUAUAAUAUUUGGGAAGGAAAAAAAAUAAGCUUUAUCAAAGAAAUUCUCUCCACAUAAUUGUGUAAUAAAGUCCUUUUAGAUAAAAUUCAUUGUAUGAAACUAUAAAUCUUUGCCAUUCUGGGGGGAAUCAAAAAGAGUUAUAAAAAAUGUGUUGUUAUUUUAUUGUUGCAAGGUAUAAUACAAACUUCAAGUACUCAGUUGGGCCUCACGAUGAGGGAAUUCAGAACAGAGAAGCACUUCUUCAGGGAUCCCAGUUAUAAAACCUUCCUUCAUUCUGAUCUGAAAACACAAGUCUUCCUUCAAGUCAUAGAGCUUAUUUUAAACAUAGGCAAAUUCGUGUUCUAGGUUAUACUGUUAAAUAACUGUAAUUAUAAGUUGUUUUAUUUCUCAUGAGUUGCUAAAUUUUACUUUACAUUUACUCAUAUUAGACAAAGAAUUUUGAGCCCCUUUAAGUUUUAGAAUCUUACUCUUAAAAUGAGAUUGUGACUGGCAGUAGUUCACAGUGGAACUUUCUAAAUUGGUGUUUGUACUUCUCAAUCAGUGCUGGCUACCCAGAGGAUGUUCAAAGUGAGCUGCCUUGCAUUAGAAGGAUAUUCUCAAUUGGCUUCUCAAGUCUUGUGUUGAAGUUUUUUAAACAAAUAACUAAUAUAGUCUUUUUAUCUAAAGAUAUGCUAUUUGAUUUUGAAACCGAAAGAGAGAAUGCAAAUUUUUAAAUAUAUGAAACAUAGGGAAAUUCCAAACACUAAAACCAAUGGAAAAUAAACUGCAGAAAACUGAGAACUAUCCAGCAUAUAAAUAUAAAAAUGUGUUUAAAGUAAUCAGUUUGUGAAAAAAACAUAUUGAAAAUUAGCACAAAGCAUAUUAAAAUGUGUAAAUAUUACUGUUCUCAUGUCUUGCUCUUUAUAUUUAUUUUAUUUCAAUUGGUUCUGGAGUGAAUUGGUAGUUAAACACAAGGACUUUUUGUUAAUAAAAGAAUAAUUUUGUUGAUAUUGUAAAAAAUGUAAUUUAAAACAUAGAUUACAAUAAUCCCUAACAUUAUUCAAAUGUUUCCAGGAACUAAAAUUUGGAACAAUGAAGAUAUUCUAUGAUCUCUUAAUUAGUCUUUGUGAAACAGAAUGAAAGUCAGUGAUUUCAGAGUUACUAAACCUUGAAUAACCAGAAUCUCAAUAGAGGAUAUAUCUCUUUCAGUUCAGAAAAUAGGCUAAAUAAUAACAAACUCAUAUCAGGGAGGUUUGGGUGUUUUUCUUUUACUCUUGUAGUUUAUAUUCUCCUGUUACACCUGUACCCAUUGUGCUAUGCACUAAGAAUUCAUGUCAGAAAAAAUGAUCCAAGACAGUGCAAGAGUCUCUGUUACAAAAGAAACAUUAAGUCGGGUUCAUUAUCAAUCCCUAAAGCAGAACAACGUGAGCUAGUACAUAUUAACAUUUUCAAUACUAUGGGUUAAAAUGAAAAGGUUUUGUUAACCAGAACAUCAUGUUCUGAGCAAUAUGGUUACAAAGGUUCUGCUCUAUCAAGAUAGAAAGUAUGAAUGAUGCUGCUUUAUUUUGGCAAAAUGGAAAGUAUGUUUUUCUUUUCAAAUAAAUUCCAUAUUUUCAUGGUAUUUUUAAAAAUAAAUUCUCAUUAUGAAUUAGUCUGAAUUUUAUCAUAAUUGGAAUUUAUAAUUCCUAAAGAUUAAAUUUUUAAAUUAUUUUUAAAGCUCUAUUCUUCUCUAUACCUACAGCCAAAAUGGGAAUUCACUGCAUGGUAUUUGGGAAUCUAUUUUACCUAUAAAGGAAGAAAGUCCACAUUCCAAUGGUUUCAAGUGAAUAGAGAACAGACCAGAAUGCCGAAUGUUUCGUGUAUUUUUACUCCACCUUUAUCUACAGAUAGUUCGAGGCCAUAAUUAAAUAUAUUUUCAUUUCUUCUUUUCAAAGAAACCCGCACAAUUCUAGUAAUGUAACUGCAUUACACUGACGCUAACUUCUGCUGUGUGACCUUAGACAAAUCACUGCUCUUUUCAGUUUCUCCUCUUUGCAAUGAGGGAUUUGGAUUGCCAAUGGUUUUCAAGCUUUUCUUAACAGCAGGACUUUUUGUACUAGAAUUGUGCGUGGAAUCCUGUUAGGCAAAACAGCUCAAAACAACGCAGGAGUUUCUCCAGCAGUUUAAAUUUGGGUUCCCCACCCCGCGACUCCCAGCACUGUUUCCACAGCAUAACAACACCUCAAUGAUCUAUACAGUUUCUUCCACAUCUGGAAUUCCAUGAUUCUACCUGACUCAGAUAGAUCACCUUGGGGGACUUUACAAGGACACUGGUACAAUCAUAGUUAUUAACUGACAUACAAUAAAAAUUGAUAUUUACUUGAGAGCUUACCAUGUACUAGUCACUAAAGCUAUUAGCUCAUUUAAUCCUUAUAUCAAUCUCCAAAUUGUAGGCACUCUUUUGAAUUCCUAUUUUUACAAAUGCUGACAUUGAGGACUAGGCAGAUUCACUAAUUUGCCCAGAGACACAGCAACUGGAAGUAACCCAGUUAUCUUGACUGCAGAAGGAGCCCUGACCUGUUUUGCUUGCUCUUUCUGGAACAUAAACUCUUCUGUUUGAUUGUACUAUACAUAUUCUAUUUGAAUGCCAAAGUAAAGGUGCUGUGAAAAAUUAGUAUCAAAAUCAGGAUAAUUCCAGUAGCAAAAUCGUUAGGAAAAAUGAGUUUCUCAAAAUAUGAUAUGUGGACCACUUGUGUUAUUUAUUUAAAAAAGGCAAUGAUUUUGGCUUAAUGACAACUAUAUCCCUGGAGCCUAAGAGACAGUAUGUGCCAAAAAAUGUAUAUUAAAUAAAGAAAUCUCUAGAAAUGGGGUUUAAAAAUAAGUAUUUUGAGCCCCAGCCAGUUGGCUCAGUGGAUAGAGCAUUGGCCUGCAGACUGAAGGGUACCGGGUUCCAUUCUGGUCAAGGGCAUAUGCCUGGGUUGUGGGCUCAAUCCCCAGCAGGAGGCAGCCAAUCAGUGAUUCUCUCUCAUCAUUGAUGUUUCUAUCUCUCCCUCUCUCUUCCUCUCUGACAUCAAUAAAAAUAUAUUUUUUAAAAAAAGAAAUAUUUUGACAAGCACCCAAAAUUUGAGGAUCACUGCCCUAAUAGAUCUCUCAGGUCCUUCUUAGCUCUGACAUUAUAUCAAAAUUUAAAUACUAAAUUGUAAGUUGAAUAUCAUUUUUUCUAGUGAAUUUGUUUUUUUCAUUCAGCUCAUUUAAUUUUCUCCAAAUCUUGAAAAGGAGAAAGAUAAAGUGGAUUUUUCUAAGAACAUCCCUCUUUUCCUUAGAGCUCUCCUGUUGUGCUAUCUCAGUCUCAAAGUGGCCUGAAAUGCGUUCUCUCAUUUUCAUAUUUCUGUCCUUGUCUUCAAAGUCUUGAAUGUUUAAAGGGAGCAGUAGGGAGGUUGCAAGCUGUGGUUCAUCCCAAACACACAGUCUUAAUAAAUGUCUCCCUCCCUGCAAAGGAAACUCAGACACCUAACCUAUAAGUCAACCCAUUUGUCUUGUAGGCCUUUGAAUUGAAUGUUUUAUAAACACAGACUAAUGUCAUUACAAAAAAAUUGCACCAAUCCUUUUUAUUUCCUUUCUUUUUCUUUAAAAUAAUCAAAGGCUAUCAAGGAAAGUUGAAUGGCACCAUAAACUAUGCAGAUAUCGACUAAGGAACGGGUUUGUAGGUUUGUUUUUAUUAAGCUUUCUUUUUCUCCAAAAAUUAUGCAUUGGAGCAAAAUCAUAUUCAGUCCAAACACUCUCAUUUUGUACAUGGUUUUCUGAUUAGCAAUUUUUUAAAACAGAAGCAUGAUUUUUUUAUAUCAAAAUGAGGGUGAUUUCUAGAUAUUGCUUUAAAAGUUAAUAUUACAAGUAAACAUGUUUCCUUGGAAUGAAUCAAAUUAAACUGUUGAUAUGAGUGAACAAAUCAAUUCAUGUUACGCUGAAUGAAGAGACUGUUCUGACCCACCCUACCCCCUUUUACUGUGUGCACUCUCUCUUGAAGCUUUAUUGUAUUUUCCUGCUCCUUUUUUUUUUCCAAUUUGGCAAAUAACAUUUAGAUUUCACUCAAUCACUCAUGAAUUGAACAUGGAUACCAUUACAUUACUUUUGGUGCAUGAAAUAUAUAGAGGAAGAAUGAGAGAAGAAUACAAUGUCUUAAGUCUCUAAAUAUUAAAAAACAAACAACAAAAAAACCCACUAGCUUCUCUCUUUUGCCAUUGCUUUGAUGUUCUGUCUUCUGUAGGCUACAGUUGCAUUUUUAAUAUCUAAUUGAAAUCUAAGCAUCCUUCUUGAAGGAAUGUCAAAAUUUAGUAUCUAUGGGCAGACCUCUUGACUGUCCCUUAUGUUUAAUACCUGAUUUGUAUCUUACAUGAGUAUUCUAUGAGAGAAAGGCACCUCCUUGUUGACAUUCACCAUGGGCAUAGUAACUUAUUCUCUAGGUUUAACUUCCAAGGGUAUUUUCCUUUGAUUUCUAGUAUCUCUGAUCACCUCUUUCUGUCCCUAGGGUUAUACAUUGCCUGUUCUGGAUACAUUGUCUAUGUAACCUUAAAAGAAAGGAUGUUUUCAGUGAAAAGCAAAUAUAUUUUUAUGUGUUCCUAAAUGUCUAAAAGAAAAUAAGUACAUUCCAGUAUUUUCCAAAUCAUGUUCGGUUCUACUGGUUCUGGCAAAUGUUCAUUGUGGUCUGAGAAUAAAUGAUUCUAUACCAUAGUACCCACUUCUUGGACAUUGAUAAUAAAUGUUAUUGUUUUAAUGAA
Molecule: messenger RNA, 8798 nt
Organism: Myotis daubentonii (Daubenton's bat)
Lineage: Eukaryota; Metazoa; Chordata; Mammalia; Chiroptera; Vespertilionidae
Gene: SGIP1
Product: SH3GL interacting endocytic adaptor 1
Biological process (GO): clathrin-dependent endocytosis; clathrin coat assembly; synaptic vesicle endocytosis
Cellular component (GO): clathrin-coated vesicle; clathrin-coated pit; cytoplasm
Source: RefSeq, a predicted model, not a curated record